This is a messenger RNA of Plodia interpunctella (Indianmeal moth), 4764 nucleotides long. RefSeq names its product Glutamate-cysteine ligase modifier subunit (gene Gclm). Gene Ontology annotation, biological process: glutathione biosynthetic process. Gene Ontology annotation, cellular component: glutamate-cysteine ligase complex. The record is from RefSeq and is a predicted model, not a curated record. NCBI's taxonomy places the organism in Eukaryota, Metazoa, Arthropoda, Insecta, Lepidoptera, Pyralidae. Gene Ontology annotation, molecular function: glutamate-cysteine ligase catalytic subunit binding; enzyme regulator activity. The transcript has 6 exons. The coding region runs from base 383 to 1417 and encodes 344 amino acids.
GACAAUGACAGUUGUGCCAACAAACGAAACGUCAAAUUAUUCAUUCUGGACUUCUUAAAAUUAAUAUGAAAUAGAUUUUAAAUUCCCAGUAUUCGCCGGCAAAUUUUCAGUACACCACACCCACUAAUCAUCCGAUAAGCAAGAUAACUGUGAAAUAAUUGUUCAUAUUUCGUCAUAAGUCGUCAUUGAGUUUUACUUAUAAUCAGCUGGUUGAGAACUAUGUUUUGCAUUGCAUUCGAGGCAGGCCUCUGUUUAGUGAUAUAUAGCUGUCGGUAGUGUUUGCACGCGUACAUUAAAUAUUUCACUGGCUGGUAACCUUGUCUGAGUGCGGCGAAGGCCACAAAGUUUGAUUAAAAAGUAAAGGGUAUUCUAGUUGGUCACGAUGCUGAAAAGUGCCUCCAAGGUGACAAUCAACACAGGCAACGUGCUGAACUUGAUAGAUAUCAAGAAAAAAGCCGGACAAAAUGUUACUGAGGAGUUAUCAGAAAGCAUAAAACUGACCCUAACAGAAUGGGGCUCACAAAACAACUCGAUUUACCAAAAUGGGUCCAGGACAGAAGAUCAAGACCCGCACCAGAUCUCAAACUAUAUGGUCGUGUCAACGUCGACGGCUGCACCGGCGCAGGCGGUGUUGAACAUCACGCGGCCGCACGAUGACGUGCAAAAUAAGAUGGCGGAGGAGGAGAGGAAAAAUCUGAAGAUCGGAGUCAAGAUAUUCAUUAAUGAGGACAGUACGGCGUCGUUGACUGAGUGCUUGGAGAAUGUAUUCACAGCCCUACACGCGGAGUGCAUAGACAACGUGACCCUAGCGUACAACCCCGAGGUGCUUUACAAAGAGGACUCAGAAGAUAACAACUUGAAGAAUACACAUGUCAGCGCCACUAAAGCAUCUCCUAUCUCCCUUGGAAGUAAUAUAGCACGCAACCCUUCAGUGGAGGGCACCGAGGCUGACAAUGAGGCGGACGCGCGCAAGUGUGAGAAGAUAUUACCUGGCAUCAAGGUGCUGUGGUCGAUUCUAGAAGAUUACGUUAAAGAAGGUCGUGUAAACCAACUCGGCGUGGCGGAUGUGGGCGGCGGCUGUCUGCGCAAGCUGCACGCCUGGGCCCGAAUAAAACCAGCCAUUGCCCAGAUCAACCUGGCCUCGUGUUGUGUGGUCCCGCCCUCGUUACACGCCUUCUGCAGGGCCAAUGAUGUUCAGCUGCUCACACACGCCGAUCCGCCAGAUCUACUCUCAUUGGCCGCAUUGAAGACCCUGUCUGACGCUGGUGUAGGUUGCCACAACCUGGAUUGGUGCGCGCGGUACCAGGUUCAUAUUAAGUGUCGAGGAGUAUUAGCCUUGAAGGGCUACGUCUGCAAGGCCACCCUCGGCGGACACCCGGUCGAGGAGGACAAUAAGGAAGACAAGGGAAGUAAAUAGUAUUUUUUAACGAUUACACUUUUGAUUUGGAUGUGACAGAAUCUGUGAAUAAAAGUGAAAAAAUGCCGUGCUUGGAAUUAUUAGACUUUAUGAUGCCUCUGUAAUAAAUUCAAUCGGUAAAUACCUAGCAUUGUGGGUGUUACAGAAUCUGUGAAAAAAAAAAGUGAAAAAUUGGCGUGGCAAAUGCAUGGCAUUUUUUAAGACUUUAAGACGCCUUUUGAAUUAAUCGAUUCAUUCAGUAAAUAUUAUUGAUUGGGGUGUGACAGAAUCUGUGAAGAAAAGUGAAAAAAUUGCCUUGAAUUGAGCCUUUGUAUUUAAAACCCCUUUUUAAUUAAUACAUAAUACUUUCAGUAAAUAGUAUUGAAAUAGGUUCUAUUAAGGUAUGACAGAAUAUGUGAAAAAAUUAAAAAAAAAUUAUACGUAUUUUUAAUUCAUAUUUCAUUCAGUAAAUAUUAUUGAUUAGAUUUCAUUAAAGUGUGACAGAAUUAUUGAAAAGGCCAAAAUAAUCAGCUAACUAUGAACUAAUUGUAAUUAUUAAUUAACAGGGGGAGGAAAUAACAAUUUAAAUUGCGAAUUAUACAUAAUGAGGUAGGGUGCUAUUUUAUUUGUGAAAAAGUUUAAAAAACAAUGCAUUGAUAAGUUUAAAGAAUUUUUGAUUUAUAAAAAUAUAUUUUUACGAAAUUUAAUUCAAAAUUUCUGAUUAUAAAAACAAUAUACUUUCAAGUUCUGACGUUAGAGACAAAUAUCUGAAAGAAAAAUAUAAAAAAAAACAUGGGAAAAUUUCAGUAAAGUAGAAAAAGUCGAGCAACCGAUGUGUGUAAGGUUGAUUGCCCACCCAUCCAAAGUAUUAUUUGGACUUUAUAUUAUUUUUAUUCUUUGUUGUUUUUAGGCUUUCUUUCAAAUAUUCGAAGACCAUUUGGGUUACCAUUUUGCACCAUAAUUUACCCAAAACAUUGUGAUAGAUACUUAAUACAUUUUGGCAACAGCUAAAAUGUUACGUACCAAGUACUUAAUGGUACUUGUUUAGUGAAGGGUACACACAUGAUUUAUUAUAAUGUCGAUACGGUUCCAUUCCAUCAUGUAGCCCCACAAUACGUAUAGUUAAAAUAUGUAGUUUGUAUGGAAUAAAUCUGUAUUUCUGUAUUAUACUAUAAUCUAAUUACGUAUUUAAAUAUAAUGUAAACAUUUUUGAUAAGUAUUUAAACUAGCUUCUGCCUGCGAUUUCGCCCACGUGAUUUUCUCUGCGAUAGCGCAACUGACGUGAUUUUCAUAUAAACUUUGAUCCUCCCAUUGUGGCAACUUGAGGGUUGAUUUUUGAAAAAAGAUAGUCUACGUUUGAACAAAUUUCAUCAAAAUUGGUCCAACUGUUUAGUCGUGAAAGCGCAACAGACAGACAGACAGACUUUCGCAUUUCUAAUAUUAAUGUGGAUUACUUAUUUACGUUAUCCAAAAUGAAAACAGCGCAAAGCGCUCGUAUGGGGAAUUUCAUGUUUAGAUGUCCUCUUAAGCAUACUUUCACGUCGAAUUUUGAAUUAGAAACAUUUUUCAAAACUACUAACAUUUCGGAAUGAGAAAAUCAAAAGGAUACGAUUGUUUACGUUAAUUGAAGUGCUUAAAAUGGGUAUGAAAUGUAUAUCAAUAACGAACCUAUUUAAUAGCCUCAGCUAUGAUGUAAAAUGAAAAAAUAUGUAAUAUAAUUUCUUCUUAGUAAUAAUGGCUUUUAUAAUAUUUGUAAGCUGUUCACAGGGAAAAAGUGAAAUUAGAAAAUGUUUAACCGUUAAUUAUGUUAAAUUUAGCCGAUCAUAAAAAAUAUGUGCAAAGUUGUUAAGUACUUAAUUUAAUAUAGUAAUUUUACUUAAAUAUAUGGUAUAUGGACACAGGGUGUGUUUGUCUGCAGGCCUACCACCAAUACAACUCGGUUCAAUUUUAUGAACCUAAAAUUGAAUCGCAUUCAUACUAAAAAUUAAGUAGAUGGUAUGAGUUUGCGAUGCAGAUCAGUUUAGGUCGUCAUAAUUUUAAAAAAAUACACUUUUGUUUGGUAUAUAAAUAAAGAUAUACAAUCUUGACUGACGUAUAUUGUUAAAAUUUAUGUUUUACAUAUAUUUUUUAAAUUGCUUUAAUAGGUUUGUAAUGAGAUUUUUCACAAAUAAUAAAAACGUAGUGUCACUAUUUCGAUGAAAAACAGAUUAAGAUUAAUUACCUUUAUUUAAACUAAUAAUGGAGUAUAUAUUUGUUUGUCAAUCUGUGUGAUUUGUCUGUAUAUAUUUAUUUAUUUAUGCCGCAACCAUUCAAUUGAAAGGCUGAUUGGAAUUGGUAGGCUGAAUUUCCAAAAAAAUGUGAACUAAAUUUAAAUCACUUGCCUGAUUUUACGUCAGCCGUUUUCAAAGGGCUAGCUUACAAUAAGCCAACUAGUUAAACUUUGAUUGAUGCUCGUUCAAUGAAUGAUAGGCCUAGACGUUCAAUUGAAUGCCGGUGUUUAAUGAACGGGCAAGCCUUCCAAUUAAGUAGAUGGAUGCGACAUAUACAUGCAUAGCAAAACAAUAAAUAAAAGAUUUUUCUUCAAGUUGAUUGCUUUUUAAAACCUUACUUAUAUGUUAGGAAGUAAUCUCAAUCUAAACUAUUUAACAUAUGGGUGUGUAUUUAUUUAUAAAUUAGUAUUAUUUAUGCCGCUAUUAAAAUGUAUUUUUAUAUUUAUUCAGGUACAGGCAUUUAGUAUCAUUAUGAUUAGUGUGGAAAAGUAGGAAUGGCUUUGACGCGCUAUGGCGGGGAAGAAAACGCUAUGAUGAAAGUGUGAAUUUAUGCAUAUUUAAAACAUUCCUGAUAUUUGAAGAACGAAUGAUUUUUAAAUGGAAUGAUACAGUUUUAGUACCUAUUUCCAAAAGGCAAAAAGCUGUCUUUUUUCCAAAAAUCAAAAUCUCACACAAUCGAAGUUUAUUGCCUCGCAUCUUUUUGAAGGUUUAAUUCAGUUUCCGUUCACUCAAAAUCUAUUUUACAUUUAGUAGAUUUUACAACAAUAAUGCCACAAAAAGGUUAUGUGGAUUUCGAAUUUUAACGAUAUUUUUAGUUCUAAGUUAAUUAAAUUUAUCACAAAUACCAAGUUGACAUUGUUACCAUCUUGCGUUUAUAUCAUUUUGAUAUUUAUAUAAAAGUUAUACCACUAUAAUAUCAUUAACAUGAUAAGUCUUUAUAGUUGAUAUUUUUUGCAAAAUAUACCAUACUAUACGAAAAUUAUGUUAAAAAUAGUAAAAAGAAUUUAUGUAAAAAAUACAUAUUGUAAACAUGCAUUAAUGUUAUUAUUACAAUGUAAGGUAAACCAAUUUGUUUUCAAAUUAAAGUAUUUAUUGAAC